AUGAUAUCAAUGAGCGACGUAGUUUCAGUCAGCUCCUGGACAGCGAAUAUUGCGCAAUUCGCAGCUGCGCCAUUUCUGUUUUUGUUUUCCUUCAUUGUGGCCUCCAAAUUUGUUUACAGGCCAGUUCCCAUGGAGGAAGUCCAUGUACGAACGCUUCCUAUAGACCCAGAGAGAACCUUUGCACGAAAGUUACUCUCAGGGAACCCGGAUAUCCUGUGGAGGUGGACCAAAGGCUUUUUACUUGACCGAGAUCAUGCCAGAGGAUCCAGAGUGAGGCUCGCGGCUACUGGCGCCCUGAUGUCAUUCUUGUUAACUGUUCUCGUGCUGGCUGGGGACAAAACCUUGAUCGGCCUUCUCACCAGCGAAACACGAACUUUGUAUGACAACGUUAUCCCUGGGGCAGAACCUUACGGGAAUUCCAGCUUUUUUCUUGAUGAUAGUUGCGAUAUGACCACUAUCAUUCCGGACCCUUACAACCUUCACAACCGAAGCGAAGGCCCACCAUGCUCGUUGGACGCAACGACUCACCCCUGGAGCGUCGUCGAUCCUCCGAAAACGUACCGGCUGCUUGCAGCUGGCUUUCCCAACAUCACAGGGAACUUUACUAGUCUAGACUUUUCGGGGCUUGAGGAACUCUACGAGGAAGGUAAAACCGAAGAUCGCAUGGUCGCCACUCACUACGACAGCAGGACCAACGCAUUACAUGCAUUCUUCCUCGAUAUCAGCUCGCUCCAGCAGUUCCAAGAUGAUGAGGAUGCUUCAAGGAUGAAGUUAUUCAAAACGUCCGACGCCACGAACUUGGGACAGGACUACACAGGAACUACAACAUCGGUUGCCACAACGUGCAUCUCGGCAACCCAGUCAUGUGGCCUGCAUAACAAUACCAAAGGUACCACUUCGAUACGAUAUAAUUGUUCGGCGAUAUUCUCAGGUUCGCUGGAAAGCAUCCCCACAAACGGGAUCGACAAGAUGAGUGGCUGGAACACAUCGUUCUAUCGGAACGACAACGGAAUCCCGCGUGAGAUCUCUGUUGCCUCUCAGUUCAACCCUUUCACAUACAACGUCACGGGCCUCAUAAACAGCUACGAUCUGGCUGAUUUGUUGGAUUUUCAUGACCCGCAAGGCCAAGACGGAUCUUUGGUAGAUGCUGGCAAUUACGACAUCGCAUUCGCACUCUCUUGCGAGUCUACCGUUUAUAACGUCGAAUACUCCAUGGUGAGCGGAAACAUUUAUCACUUCAACGCCACCGCGGCGAGUGGACAGGAAGCUGCUGUCAUCAAAGCACCGCUGCAGGUCGGCCUUGGCAGCUACGUGCUCUUUCAACAAGCGUCCCUUGGGGUACUCCUCACGAACAUAACCGUCCCAGAAGCUAUGGGUCUCGCGUUUAGUCAAGUUGGAUUAGCGUACGCGGCGGCUGCGUACACUGCCAAGCCCAGUCGGAUGAUGCGAUACCGUAUGGAUGUACGACUAGCACGAAUUCCCAAGGCGCCAUAUAUACUUCUUAUUGUCCUCUGUUUUCUGUACGCGGGAUUAGUCCUUGUCUUUACAAUUGCGGCAUGUAUGGCGAAAAGGCGGUGUAAGGUUGCUGAGACGCAGGCGCUGCUGAUGGAUAGGGAACCAUCCGAGAAUUGUUUCUGUUGA
Molecule: messenger RNA, 1641 nt
Organism: Didymosphaeria variabile
Lineage: Eukaryota; Fungi; Ascomycota; Dothideomycetes; Pleosporales; Didymosphaeriaceae
Exons: 3
Coding region: 1-1641 (546 amino acids)
Source: RefSeq, a predicted model, not a curated record